UUCCUGCACCCCAGCGAGACCGGCGUCCUGAACCGGCUCUGCCGCCUCGGCACCGACUACAUCCGCUUCGCCGAGUUCGUGGAGCAGUACACGGGCCACGUGCAGCAGCAGGACCAUCAUCCAUCUCAGCAAAACCAGAGUGGAUUACAUGGCAUUUAUCUGCGAGCCUUCUGCACGGGCCUCGACUCGGUGCUGCAGCCGUAUCGACAGGCACUGCUCGACCUGGAGCAAGAGUUUCUGGCUGACCCGCAUCUUUCCAUCUCACAUGUUAAUUACUCCUUGGACCAGGUACUGCUACUGUAAGGAUCAAAUAACUAUUUUGCAAAUCCAUUUGUCAUGGUGGAACAGAUCAAAACUCAGAAGAUUCAUGGAUGUCAGAUACUGGAGACAGUCCACAAACAUAGCUGUGGGGGGUUGCCUCCUGUUCGCAGUGCCCUUGAAAAGAUUCUGGCAGUGUGUCAUGGAGUCAUGUAUAAGCAGCUCUCUGCCUGGAUGCUGCAUGGAUUGCUACUAGACCAGCAUGAAGAGUUUUUUAUCAAACAGGGCCCCUCUUCUGGGAAUGUCCCUAGCCAACCUGAAGAAGAUGACGACGACUUAGGAAUUGGGGGACUUACAGGAAAACAGCUACGAGAACUGCAGGACUUGCGCUUGAUUGAAGAGGAAAACAUGUUAGCUCCGUCUCUAAAACAGUUUUCUCUGCGAGUAGAAAUGCUGCCUUCAUACAUUCCUGUGCGAGUUGCUGAGAAAAUCCUCUUUGUGGGAGAAUCUGUACAGAUGUUUGAGAAUCAGAAUGUUAAUCUGACCAGAAAAGGCUCCAUCCUAAAAAACCAGGAGGACACUUUUGCAGCAGAGCUACAUCGACUGAAGCAGCAACCACUCUUUAGUUUGGUGGAUUUUGAGUCAGUGGUUGACUGGAUUCGGAGCACUGUGGCUGAGCAUCUUUGGAAACUGAUGGUGGAGGAGUCAGAUCUACUUGGACAACUGAAGAUUAUAAAAGACUUUUACCUUUUGGGAAGAGGUGAGCUAUUUCAGGCCUUCAUCGACACUGCACAGCACAUGUUAAAGACACCACCUACGGCUGUAACUGAACAUGAUGUCAACGUUGCAUUUCAGCAGUCUGCUCAUAAGGUGCUGUUAGAUGAUGACAACCUUCUUCCUCUUCUUCACUUAACCAUUGAGUAUCAUGGAAAGGAGCAUAAAGACACUUCUCAGACUCGUGAAGGGCCUUCCCGGGAGUUAUCUCCACGUGAAGCACCCACAUCUGGAUGGGCAGCUCUGGGCCUUUCUUACAAAGUUCAAUGGCCACUGCACAUUCUCUUUACUCCUGCUGUUCUUGAGAAGUACAACGUUGUGUUCAAAUACCUGCUGAGUGUGCGCCGAGUCCAGGCUGAGCUACAGCACUGCUGGGCUCUCCAGAUGCAACGCAAACACCUGAAAUCUAACAGAACUGAUGCCAUCAAGUGGCGUCUGAGGGAUCACAUGGCUUUUCUUGUGGACAAUCUUCAGUAUUAUCUGCAGGUGGAUGUACUGGAGUCUCAGUUCUCACAGCUCCUGCAGCAGAUAAAUGCCACGCGAGAUUUUGAGAGUAUACGACUGGCUCACGAUCACUUCUUAAGUAACCUGUUGGCUCAGUCUUUCAUCCUCCUAAAGCCUGUUUUCCACUGCUUAAAUGAAAUUCUGGAUCUUUGUCACAGUUUUUGUUCUCUGGUCAGUCAGAAUCUGGGCCCAUUAGAUGAACGGGGAGCUGCCCAACUCAGUAUUUUGGUGAAGGGAUUCAGUCGUCAGUCAUCACUUCUCUUCAAGAUUCUCUCUAGCGUUCGCAACCAUCAGAUCAACUCUGACCUCGCCCAGCUGCUGCUACGCUUGGACUAUAACAAAUACUAUACCCAGGCUGGAGGAACCUUGGGCAGUUUUGGGGUUUAAGCACCAAGGCCGUGGUGCUUCAUGCUGUGACCAGUGACAUGUCAAGCAGUGGAAACUGGUGCUCUUGGACAGCUGGAGAGUUUGCACUCCAUGGAAUUUGUAGUCGGCUCUUGUCUGGUGAACUAUUGCUUCAGAAGGAACUGGCA
Messenger RNA from Acanthisitta chloris (rifleman), 2069 nucleotides. It is a transcript of the gene TUBGCP4, whose product is annotated as tubulin, gamma complex associated protein 4. The transcript is spliced from 17 exons. Gene Ontology annotation, molecular function: microtubule minus-end binding; gamma-tubulin binding. NCBI's taxonomy places the organism in Eukaryota, Metazoa, Chordata, Aves, Passeriformes, Acanthisittidae. The record is from RefSeq and is a predicted model, not a curated record. The annotation marks the transcript as partial. Gene Ontology annotation, cellular component: centrosome; spindle pole; equatorial microtubule organizing center. Gene Ontology annotation, biological process: cytoplasmic microtubule organization; microtubule nucleation; spindle assembly.